UAAUGGCAGAAGAGGUGUGAUAUGUUGGAUAAAUCUAAAUAGACUAAGCUGUGGGUUGAUUCAAGGUGCAAAGAAACUAUUAUUAUACUUUUUUCUUGAUGGUUACACCAUAUGACAAUUUGAAAGUUUUAAAUAGUUUUUUUUUUUUUAUGUAUGAAACCAAAAUGGACACAAAGAUCAGAUUUCCGAGAACUUGACACAAAUGUUCUUAACUUUUCUUAUUUUAAAACCUUGGACAACCUUAUUUGUCAAUGACCCAUAAGUAUUAAACGAUCCUUAAUGGGCGUUUCUCAAUCUGUGGGUGUUUUCAAAUCGGAACGGAUGUUUUACAACUAUCCAAUGAAAGUAGGCAAAUCGUGUAAAGAGAUUGAAAAACCCCCAUCCCGGUUUGAAAACGCCCAUUUUUCAAGUCUCUCACGUGUGGAGAUAAAGUACAUCAAUCAGACGUGUUUAUCCGUAUGUGCGAACCAUUUGAAGCUUUAGCCCCACCCACUUGGAGCUACCUGCACUGUUGGAGCUGGCUCCGACCUCUGUUUAUAGCCCUAACCCUAUAACACUCGGAAUUGAUUUAGUUUCUUCUCGCCUAUGAUAUAUUUAGCUUUGGGAAACGAUAACCUCAUACUCCGUUCAACUGUCAGGCGUCAUUGCACGCGCGCACACACACACAGAUCCUCCUCCUGUUGUAGUACUACUAUCUGCACUGGUGCUGUAGCUGUGCGUGUGGAGUAGUUGCGCAACUGCGUGGCCUUAACGCUGUAUGCACACAUAUAUCAGUCUAUAGCGUAACGAUUCACAAUUUUAAAGCGUAAAUGGCCUCCGGAGCCGAGAGAGCCGAACUUGGAGACAGCGAACAGGAGGAAGAAGAUGUAUAUGAAGUGGAGAGGAUUAUUGACGUGAGGGAGGUGGAGGGAGAGGUGCUGUACCGGGUGAGAUGGAAGAACUAUUCUUCAGAUGAUGACACCUGGGAGCCGGAAGCGCACCUGGACGACUGCAGGGAGGUGUUGCUGGCUUACAAGAAGGCCCUGUUGGAGAACAAGCCAAAAAAAGACCCUGCCAUGAAGCUACCCAUGAAGAGUGAUUUGUUUGAUGCUGACUCGGAGAGUGACAGUGAUAAGGAGAAACCCAAAGAAUCACCUAUUAAGAAGAAGAAGAAAAAGAAGAAAGUGGAGGAAUCAGAAGAUGAGUUGCCCAUGAAAGAAAAGAAGAAAAAGAAAAAGAAGGAUAAAUGGAAGGAGGACAGACCUCUGCCAGCACCUGAAUCAGAUGAAGCGGAGGAGAGCAGGGAUCCUUCCCCUGUACCUCCAAAAAAAGAAACAAAGAAGAGGCUUAUUGAAUCAGAUGAAGAUGAUGAUUCCCCAGUUACUGUUAAGAAACAAAAGAAAGGCGACAAGGCUAAAGAUGGAAUAAAGCAGAAUAAUGAGUUUGUGGAGGACCGAAAGAAAAAGAAAUUCAAGUCCAAAAAAGAGAUUGAAUCCUCAGAUGAAGAGGGUGACAAGAGUGAUGUGCCUUCUGAGUCCCACACGGAUGAUACGACGAACACGGAAACCCCUGAUUCCUCGAAAAUGACAACAACAAAAGCCAUGGACAAAUUUGCACGAAGUGAGAGUGGUGUGGAUCCCAAGCAGGUCAAGCACAAGAAGGGGAAGUCUGAUAUAAAGCUGCAAGGUUUCAAAGACCUAGUUCAUGAGAAGAAGCCGAAAAAAGAGGUCUCAACAGGCACUCUCAAAGAGAGUGGUUUAAACAAGCUCAAGAGUCUCACUGGUGGCAAGAGCACCAGCAAGUCUUCUCGCAGUGAAGAGGAGCACGACUCCAGCGACACUGGUGCAGCAACAUCCGCACCCAAGACAAAGGUCAAAAGCAAAGGGCAGGAAACGGCCCCACCUUCUCAGAGGCUGUCAUCUGCAUCUAUUUUAUCUUCCUCUACAGCCUCAGUGGACCCCAGCAAGCCCAAAGAGGAGGAGCCAAAGGAAGAUGGUGGGGAGAAGGGGGGUUCCUCCACUAACCUGUUUGAAAAGUUCCUGCUGAACUGUGAAGCAAAAGACCGUGUUCCGAGGAGACAAGCGGAACAGAACAAGAAUGCAACUCCAAAGGCUUCUGGGAAAAAUGACAAGAAAUCCAAAUUCUCAAAGCAGUCUCCUGCACGAAAACCUGAUACAGAGAAGGCAAAAGAGUUGCCACGACCCGGUCAGAGUCCCGUCUCCAUGGAGACAGAUGAGAAACAGGGGGCAUCCGAGACAGAGAAAAGUGAAAAAUCUGAUGGGCCACCUCCCAAGUCAAAAGAGGAAUUACUACGAGAGCAGAGAGAGGAAGAGCAAAGGAAGAGGAAAGAGAAGUUGGAAGAAGAAGAGAGAAAGAGGAAAGAAAGGAUUGAAGAAGAGGAGAGAAAGAAGAAAGAAAGAAUAGAGGAAGCCCAACGGGAGAGAAAAGCACGGAUGGAGGAGGCACAGAGACUUGCAGAGGAAGCCCGGCAAGAACGCCUGGAAAGGAAGACCAUGACUGAGCCAAUGGCAUCUCCUGACUCCACAGAAGAAUCCAGAUGGAAGGAUAAGAGGAGGAGAAGGAGGGAGGAUAGUGAAUCACGGGUCUUCACUGCCUGUGAUGACAAUCAGGAUUCUCAGGAGCCCAUGGAACGCUCAGACAAAACUCCUGACAGGGGACCGCCUUCUCUUAAUCUAGGGGUGGAGCUCAAGCUGGACUGGAUGACACUGGAGGAUUUUCAGAAACACUUGAAUGGAGAGGAUGAAAACCUCUCUCCACUAGCCUUAACUCCCACUGAGCUGCGAGAAGCAGUGAAAAAUGGGAAUUACCUGGCGGUGAAGCGUGCACUUAGUUCUAAAGAGGACUACAAUCUGGACCAGGAGGACUCUAGUGGAAUGUCUUUAACGCUGCUGGCUGCUGCAGGAGGUCAGGAUGACAUCCUCAGGCUGCUUAUUAAGAAAGGAGUGAAGGUCAAUGCCAGGCAGAAGAAUGGCACCACUGCCCUGAUGCAUGCUGCAGACAAGAACUUUUUGACAACAGUAGCCGUUCUUCUGGAGGCCGGAGCUUCCGUAAAUGCCCAAACUCUGGGUGGAGAGACAGCUCUCAUGAAGGCUUGUAAGAGGGGCAAUGCAGAUGUUGUGCGCCUCCUGCUGGAAUAUGGGGCUGACUGCAACAUCCUGUCUAAACACAAGAACACUGCCCUGUACUAUGCCAAAGUUAGCAACAACUUGAUGGUGUAUGAUCUCAUCAAAGACCACAUGCAAACGUUAUCAACUGUGGCAGAGGAAACAAUCAGAGCUUACUUUGAAACACGACUGGCCCUGCUGGAACCUGUGUUUCCUCUGGCCUGCCACAGACUGUGUGAGGGACCAGACUUUUCACUGGAGUUCAACUACAAACCCCCUCAGCACACACCCGGAGAAGGAUCUGGCAUCCUGCUGUUUAUCUUCCAUGCAAACUUCCUUAAUGAGAUCACAGCUAGGCUCUGCGGGCCCUGUAGUGUCCAUGCUGUCGUUCUGAAUGACAAGUUUCAGCUGCCUAUCUUUUUGGACAGCCAUUUCAUUUACUCUUUCAGUCCUGUUCAAGGAGCCAACAAACUGUUCAUCCGUCUGGCAGAGUCCCCUACAGCUAAGGUUAAACUCCUCAUUUGUGCAUAUAGAGUCCAGCUACAAUGAUGCCACAGUCCUCCUUCCAAGUUGAAGGUUACUGCAGAAGCUCCACCUCUCCAAGAACUGAGACUUUUCCUACACUUGUAAACCGAUAGUAACAUGACACAUGCCGAACAGAAGACAAAUUAAGUUUAGAAACGGUUUUGUUUUACUAUGCGAAAAGAUAAGACUGAGAGACUCUAGUACUAACAAGUCUGUAACAACAAAUGCCAGUGGGACUUUAAAUACUUGCUUGGUUAAGCGUUACAAGUGUUUAACGAGUUGCUGGAGGUUCUCUGAUUUUGUCCUUCACAUUUUGGAGUAAAACUGCAUCACUUGUGAGGUCAGCAGAAAUGUGGCAAAUUGGGCCUGGACCUAAUGGUCAUUUGUAAAUCUUGUUUGUAAAGUGUUCCUUUUUGUUUUAUUUUUUUAUUUUAAAUAUAAUUAUUUAUCACUCCAGAUUCACAUACUGUUCUGUUUUAUGUUUUGACAUUUAACCCGGACAAACACAUGUCUGGUGUGCUUUUGUCUGUGUUGCGUGUGCUGAUAGAGUGAUGGAGUAAGUGUGAGACUGUGAUUGAGUGAGUGAAUGAACGAAUGAACAGUUCUUGCUCCCCCCUGUUGCUUUGUGCUUGUAGGACCCUGACAAGACUGGACCUAGUUGUGACUUUGAUUACUAGAUAGGUACACUCUAAACAUGACAUUUUUCAUAUUUUUUCAGAGAAUGUUAUUAUUUUUUAGAAAGCAGAGAGUAAUGGAGUGAAUCCUAAAUUUGACAAAGUUAAGCCAUUACUAUAACAGGAAUCUAUGAUUUUGUGUUCUGAGCUGUUUUAAGGGCUAGUGUGUGUCUGUAUUUUGAGAGGGGGAGCCACACAGCUUGAAGCCAUCCAACUAGGGGCUGAUCUAUGGAGCAUGUUUCUUAAAUGCUGAUUUUGGAUUAGAACGGAUCCUGAUUUUUUUUAUCAUCCUUGUUGUACCAUUUGUAUUGUUGGUUCAUGUUGCAGGUUGUACAUCAGCUCAGUAUAGUUUAUUUUAGCAGAUUUCACUUUACAGAGUUCAGGCAUAACCAUUCAAUAUCCAGCACAUAAGAUCAGGUCACAUUGAUCACACAGGUCACGUGUGUAGUUUUCAUAAACUAUGUAAAAUAAUUUAUGACUGAACUAAGAAUGAGAUUUGAAAUGUACAGCUGCGCUCAUCCUAUUCUCUCUGGAAAGAUCAUGCUUUGAACCGUUAAGUUAUUUUAUUCUUCUGUUUUUCAUGGCCUACCUCUCUUUGUCCCUUCAUUGUACUAUUGAGUGAGACAACGAUUGCUCAUUGAUUCACUUCCUCUUUGGACUACAGUAAACAAAACUACAUACAUUUCCUAACUAUCAAAAUUUUUUGUCUUCUCUUUAAUUGUAAAUAUAUGAGGACUUUAACAUAUACAUUUUAUUAGAAAUAAACUGCUUUUCUGGUGCAGAAUUUCACCUCACAUUAGAGACAAGUAAUUUUUAUUUGUAUAGCACUUUAAUUAUAGACAUAGUUUCAAAGCAGCUUUACAGAAAAUCACAUUGUAAUGUUUUAAAGUACUCAUUGAACAGCUUCAUUGAAAAAAAAAAAAAAAAAAACUUCUUAGGAAAAACAUGUUUUUAAGCCCAGAGUAAAAACGCCAUAAGAUGGUAGGAUAUUGGAUAUUAGUUAAUGGAGGGAAAACUCCAAGAUGCUUAGUUAUUGUGAGGAAGCAUGCUCUGUAUAUAGUAUAUAUACUAUAUACAGUAUAUUUCAAGAGCCAGUUCCCCUCUGGCAACAUUUAGUUUGUAGACAUUAUUUCAGAAUGAAUGCAUGAUUUGGUCAUCUGGGAAAGAUGACUCUUACGAAAACACUAGAGAUGGUAAUAAAAUUAUAGAAAAAAAAUAUUUAUCUUUAGUUGAGCUGCAGGUGUGAGUAAGCCUGAAACUGCUCUUGAAAUAUACUGUAUAUAGUUUACCUUGUAGACUUUUUAUCAAAAGCAUAUUUUUAAACUAACCUUGAGAUGCUUUCUCUUGGCAGUUAUUACAUAUCAUUAAGGUGCACUACACAAGACAAACUGGUAAUCCAUGUACCAGCAAAGAACAUUUAAUCUUUAAAAAUAUCCAUGUGAUGAUUAUCAGUGGCUGUAAAUUGUGUUGAAGAAAAGGACUUCAAUAUUGUAUCUGUUUCUUGCACACCUGUAACAUCACUUUUGAAGACAUAGAUUAAACCACUGGAGU
Messenger RNA from Xyrauchen texanus (razorback sucker), 5854 nucleotides. RefSeq names its product M-phase phosphoprotein 8-like. The record is from RefSeq and is a predicted model, not a curated record. Gene Ontology annotation, cellular component: cytoplasm; nucleus. Lineage: Eukaryota; Metazoa; Chordata; Actinopteri; Cypriniformes; Catostomidae. Bases 810 to 3653 code for a protein of 947 amino acids. Gene Ontology annotation, molecular function: protein binding. The transcript has 14 exons.